CACAAAGAGGAAGAUUGGCAACAGAUGUAAGCUCAGGGCUAAUCUUCCUCACACACACAAAAAUAGUUAUCUUUAGAUAGAGUUCUGAAUUUGGUAUACUCCAUGUUGAAGAAUUAAUUUCUUCUAGAACCCAAUAGUUAUCAAUGAAUGUGGCAUUACCAGAAGUUUCAAUAUCAAAUAAUCUCUUUUUCAUAAUUUGUCUUUAGAGUAGUACAAACCAUACAAACAAUCACAAAGUUUUUUCUUUCUAAGAGUUCUUAGCUCUAAAGAUAAAUUAUGGCUUGAUGACUAGAUAUUCUUUCUUUUCUCAGCCAAUUUUGAAGCUCAGAACAGUUAUAAGUACAGUACAUAUGUACUGUAUAUAUAAUUUAAAGAAUAUACAGAAAAAAUUGUUUUAAUUCUGAUUCAGAGUGGAAAAUCUUAAGAGAAUUUCCACCCAUCAAGAAUUUGGCACUUUCCAGAGUCAAAAGAAACUUUUAUGUAAGGUAAAUAUUUGUUUUAAGUGUGCUGCUGUAUGUUUUUCAAGCUUAUGCCACAGUUUUUGUUUCAAUGAUUAUCCUUCGCAUAAUUAAACUUGUAUAUACAUUUUUAUGUGAAUAUUUUGAAAAGUGUAAAUAUUAAGUUUUGGUGUGUGAAGAGCUAUCGGAACUCUUCUUACUUCUCUCCAAUUCUAUAAUUGUCAUUACUUUUCUAAUGGGAAUUUCUUGGGGGAAUUUCAGAUUAAUUAAACCACAGCAUUAACUCCAGGCAAAGCUGGGGUGGAGACAGAUUUAUCUUUACUGUCUCCUGAUACUUUUAAAAAUAUUUUUAUGGUUUCGAUAUCUUUCCAAUGAGCUCAAAGUGUUCCUACUGAUUUGAUCUUGCUGGUCAAGAAAAGGUCAUCCGCCAAACUAAUUUACUCUAGAGAAUUUAAUGAACAAAAUAUUCUUCCCAAGCAUUGUAUUUCAAGACAGAGUAAGAUAAUGUUUCUUAAUAUAGUGGAGAAAGCGUGUGUUUGGGUUUUACACAAGCCCAUUUCAUAAUGAGAUCUUUAUCGUUGCGAUCCUGAACAAGUUAUUGCUUUAAGCCUCAGUUCUUAUUUAUAAAUCACCAUACGAUUUGGGGGAGUAUUAACAGGAAUAUAGUCAUUCAUCUAUUCCUCAGGAACUGUGCUAGGUUUUGCAGAUUCUAUAGAACAAAAGGCCAUUUUCACAUAGAGUUCAUAAUCUAACAAAGAAGAUAGGUAUUCACUACAGAUUUACAUAAAGUAGUGCUCAAAUUACACUAAUGUUCUUUUAUAGAAAGUGUAUAUUAAGUCAUGUACACAUUUAAUAAGAGGCCACAACCUUAACCAGAGGUUGCAGAAGGUGUUUAUAAUGAGUUUAAAAAAAUAUGUAAAACCUCUAAGUCAAGUGGGUGGUUCAACUAAGAUGUAUGUCUCAAAUGGUAGAAUUCUAGACUCUGUGUUACCUGCAUGGGAGAGAUAUUUACGAACGGGUAGAUAUUCACUCUUACUCCAUUGCUAAUAAUGUUCUCCACCAUACAAGUAGAUUUCUGAUGCUGGUCUCUGAGAACUUAGGUAGUUUUCUUAUUUUCUGAACAGAACUCAGUCAUUUUUUACAUUUUGAACAGUGUCUGAAAGACACACACAGUAGUACAGGAACCAGAGUCAUUGAUUAAUUGAGAACACCGGUUAAAAAGGGGAUUUUUUUAAUGACAUAUUCUCCCAAAUAUAUUAAUUAACACCAAAUUAUAAUUGUGUACUUACUUUUCAAUCUUUUGAAGUAAGGCCAAGGUAUUUUCUUUAAUAUGGGCUUGCUGAUUAGGGUCUUAUCCUCUUUUUUAAUUCCUUGCGUAAAUGGUACCUGGUUUGCAUUUUAUAUACCACAUUUCCAUUUUCAGGGUUUUUAAAGCAUAACAAUACUUAGAUUCUUGAAAAGCAAUAAUCUGAGUACAGUUUUUUUAAUAUAUUUUCAUGAGUUUCUCAAACUUCUACAGUUAUCUUACUUUAGUUUGGAUAACAUUUUGCUUGACAACUCACCUCUGUUAUGUCUAUCCAAACAUUCAUAGAUUUCAUAGGCCCAAUUCUAUAUUUUGGCAUAAGUAUUUCAACAAUUUAUGUAUUUUUUCAAUAUUAUGUUAGGUAAUCACAAUAACAAGCUACACCGCAAUAAACAGGUUUGGAGACAAAUACAGCUGACUGACUCAUGGUACCAAAAUAAAAGUGUUUCGAAUGGCAGGAGCAGAGUUGUGCAGGCAUCCUGUAGCCUACUGACAAUAUGCUUGGAGGGCACCAAGGUGGCAGUCAAUACAAGCAAAAUACUUUUCCAUUCUAAAUUAGGAUAAUUUCAGAACUUAAACUUUUACUACCUAUGAAGACAAUUUUACCAAGGCCCAUUAAAAUAAUUUUCCUUAAAUUCCCUUUAAUAUUCUCAUAUUCUAAAUGUCUUUACCUUUUAUGAAAAUCUCUCAAGACACUCAUAAAUUGCCAAAAAAACCAGAGUAAUGACCAAAUUAAAGGCAGGAGAUCUGGACCCCUCCCUCCACAUUAUAUUAGGAUUCUAUACAGAAUAUCAACAUAGACAGAUGGAUAGAUGACAGAUAGAUAGAUAGGUAGGUGUAUUCGCACAUAUAGAUGUUAUUUAAAGGUCGGUUUUUAAUGAAGUUUACUUUUAAAUACUUCAUUUUUAUUAGUUUGUUAUUUUUGAUAACUCUACAAUUAACAUAUUCACUUAUGUAAGAUUUAGGAGUAAGUUACUGCAAAGCUUAUUUUAAAGCUAAAGUAACUUAAAUUAGGAAUCAUGAUUUUAACAAGAAAAAUUCACUAAGGAAUUAUAAAAAUCAAAUGAGGAUAUAUUUAAAAUGUUUAGUUUUAGUACCUCAUAAAUAAUUUCCCUUGAUAAACACUAAUUACCUUGCCUCUGCCUUGGAUGUUCCCAAAGCUACAGUUUAAAUGAUGAGUCAGUGUGCAUUUCACUGAUCACGUCCCAACUGCAUGAGACAGUAUACUAAAUAUUUGCACCAGAUGAGAUUCUAGACUAUGAUGAGUUAGCCUCCCACGGGUCACACAACUCUGCCUUGCAGAGUUUUCUGUCUUCAAAUGCUAGAGUCAAUAUGGUGUACUCACUAAACAGAACUCUGUUCAAAGGCAUUGAAGCAAAAUAGAGCAUUUUUUUAAUUUAAAAAAAUAUUACGGCACUGUUAUUUAUUUGAUUUGAUAUGCUGAAUAAAAUCAAGCUGCCUUCAGGAGAAUGAAGAAAUGUUACAAAAUACAGGACAGGUUAUUUUCUGGUAUUUCAGAGGACAGAUCAAAGGCUGAUGUAGUCAAGAGCAACAUACAUUUGCUGUCCUUGGCAAUAAUUCCCUGUGGAAUUGGAAUUGAUUUGAUGUUGUCUAAAAACGAUAGUAGCAAAGAAAAAUGGAAAAAAGAAUUUUCAGCGUUAUAAAAUGAUACUCUAAAUAAUCAAGAUUUAUAUUGUAAAAAAAGUUCUAUGAAUGAGAAAAAAAACGAGUUAAGAUAUACACUUAAAUAAAACAACAUAAUACAACUUAACAGUUUAUUUUUGUGACUUUAGUGAAGCCAAAAUUACUUUAUAAAUUUUUGUUCCACUUAUUGAAUCUUUGUUGAAAACCUACUAUGUGCCAGGCCCUUUGAUUUUUGUUAUAUCCAAUACACUGCUCAGGGAAAUACAUCACUAAAACAGCUCGUGUCUACUUUUGGACUGUAGUAGUAGUCUAAAGGAGACUUUGGACAUAUCAGAGGCCUGAGGAUUUUUCCAGGUGUGAGGUGACAUCAUCUGCAGCAAUCUUAGCAUCACUUCUGUUUAUGCAUAUGGUCAGAGGAGGGGAGUAUAAUUGACUUAAGGAAAUCCCAUUAAGAAAGGGAAAGAGAUCCCCUCUGAUUAUUGGGUGCAGCUUUGUGAGAGAUCAGCUGGUUGUUUUUGACUCAGAGACGCUCCUUGCUCUUGAGCAUGCAGUAUCCUACAUCCUUCUCCUGAAAAGUCAGAGGAUGUCAAUCCAUGGCAUGCUGUGGGAACUCAGGGAAAAAAAAAUCUACCCCUCUAACUUCAACUGCCUUUUAUUUCAGAAUCCCCAAAAGUCUAACCUGCAUGUCCACUGACAUAAAUAGGCAAAGAUUUAAUUGUGCAAACAGGCCAUUAAUAUCAAAUAUAAUGAGAAUUGUUAAGCAGAUGUCAUUAAUAUUCACAUAAAAGUUUCUGAAAUCAUAAAUUCUGACGUCCUAUAGAAAAUCACAUUGCCAUAAACUACAGGAGUCAGAAUCAAGAGCCUCGUUGGAGAUUAUAAAAGAUGGAGAAGUGAUACUAGGACUAUUGGUAAACCUGCACUUACUAAUUUUCCUUUUAGGGCAGGAGUGCUCAAAUUAUGUUUUGCAGUUUUUAAAGAAUGUUCAUAUGUGUAUCAGUUAGGAUUAUACUCAAACUUAACGAAUAAAAAACCUACCACAAUUGCUUAAAGAAAUAGUUGAGUUGUCCCAUUCAACAGGAAGUCCAGCAGCAGUUAUCAAUGACUAUCGUCAGUCUUCUUGCUUUGCCAUCUUGUGGCAGCACAUGCCUUUGGUGUACCACACUUCUGAUUUCAUCCACAGCUAUGGUAGAGAGUCUGUCAGCUCAGACAAGCUAUUUACCUUUCAACAUUUUUGCUUGUCCAAUACUGAGCACAUCUUAAUCCUCCUGCAGGCACAUAGACCUGGAAGAGCAGUGGAGGGGCGGGAGGAUUAAGCUCAUAAAACCAACUUCAACUAAUGGGAGAUGGGCUUCUUGUUCUUUAAACCCUGGGUCUACAAACUUUUUCAGUUAACAGACAGUUAGCAAAUAUUUUAGCCUUUGCUGGCUUACAGUCUUUGUUGUGAUUACUCAAUAAUACCACUGCAGUGCAAAAACAGCCAUACACAAUACACAAAUGAAUGAAUGUGGCUUUGUUCCAAUAAAACUUAAUGCUUUAUCUACAAAAACAGGCCAUUGGCUAAAUGUGGCCAAUGGGUAGGGUUGCCAUAUUUAUAUAUAAAAAUGCAGGACACUUACUUACAUUGGAAUUUCAGAUAAAUAGCAAUUAAUUUUUUUUUAGCAUAAGUGUGUCCUAAUUGGUUAUUUGUUAUUUAUAUGAAGAUCAAAGUUAACUGAGUAUCUUGUAUUUUAUUUUGCAACCUUACCCACAGAUUGUAGUUUGACAGUGUCUGCUUCACAGAGAUUUUUUAGGAAGGAAUUCAGCAUCACCUCAGGACUCCUGGAAGAAUUAACUCUGUUAGUUAUAGUACCAAUGCUAAUAAAUACACCUUAGUAUUGAUUUUUUUUCUUUUCCUUUCUUUCUCUCCAAGCUCCCUCACAUUUGCUUUUUAGAUUCACCUCCUCAGUAAACUAUUGUAGCCCCCUGCUAUACACUGAAGUCUGUCCUCCCCUAAAGUGUGGAAGCCUCCACCCCUAAUGUGAUGGUAUUUGUAGGUAGGACCUUUAACGGGGUAUUUAAGGUUAAAUGAGGCUACAAGGGUGAGGCCCUAAUCCCUAAGGUUAUUUUCCAUAUGAGAAGAGACAUUAGAGAUCUCACUCUACCUCAAUUCUUGUACACAGGAAGAAAACCCAUGUGAAGACUUGGUGAGAAGUCACCAGAAACUAAACCUGAUGGUACCUUGAUUUGACCUUCUAGCCUCCAGACAUACUACUCUCCAGAAUGUUGAGAUUGCCAGAGGAGUGACCUCUGAAAAAGGAAACUAUUGCUCUACCUAAAUUCAAACGACAUCCUUUGCUGUGCCAUAGCACAUGGAUUUCAGGACUGCCUGUGAGGAGACAAAGACAGGGAUUUGUUUGCUGCAGGAUGGUAAUCAGGAACCUUUCAAAGUCCGGCUGCACCUAGCCAGAGAUAUUCUGAUGAUCCAGGAACAGGAUGUGAUAUGUGUGUCUGGUGAGCCUUUCUAUUCUGGUGAAAGAACGGUGACCAUUAGAAGACAAACUAUAGGAGGAUUUGGAUUAAGCAUUAAGGGGGGAGCAGAACAUAACAUUCCAGUUGUUAUUUCAAAAAUCUCCAAGGAACAAAGAGCGGAACUUUCAGGGUUACUCUUUAUUGGGGAUGCAAUUCUACAGAUAAAUGGAAUUAAUGUGAGAAAAUGCAGACAUGAAGAAGUGGUUCAGGUUCUUCGAAAUGCUGGAGAAGAAGUUACCCUAACAGUGUCAUUUUUAAAAAGAGCACCUGCUUUCCUCAAACUCCCACUGAAUGAAGAUUGUGCAUGUGCGCCAAGUGACCAGAGCAGCGGGACAUCUUCUCCUCUGUGUGACAGUGGCUUACAUCUCAACUACCAUCCCAAUAAUACAGACACAUUAUCAUGUUCUUCAUGGCCCACCUCUCCAGGCUUGAGAUGGGAAAAGCGAUGGUGUGAUCUUAGACUGAUCCCUCUACUUCAUUCACGUUUCUCUCAGUAUGUGCCUGGGACAGAUUUGAGUCGGCAGAAUGCUUUUCAAGUCAUUGCUGUGGAUGGGGUCUGCAGUGGGAUUAUUCAGUGCCUCUCUGCUGAAGACUGUAUUGACUGGCUACAAGCAAUAGCAACUAAUAUUUCAAACCUCACAAAGCACAACAUCAAAAAGAUCAACAGAAAUUUUCCUGUAAACCAGCAGAUUGUCUACAUGGGGUGGUGUGAAGCACGGGAGCAGGACCCCCUUCAAGAUCGCGUGUACUCACCAACAUUUCUAGCCCUGAGGGGUUCAUGUCUUUACAAGUUUCUGGCACCUCCAGUGACAACAUGGGACUGGACCCGAGCAGAGAAAACAUUUUCAGUUUAUGAGAUUAUGUGCAAGAUUCUCAAGGACAGUGACCUGCUGGACCGGCGGAAACACUGCUUCAUCGUGCAGUCUGAAUCUGGGGAGGAUCUCUACUUCUCUGUGGAGUUAGAUUGUGACCUCGCCCAAUGGGAAAGAGCCUUCCAAACAGCAACCUUUCUAGAAGUGGAACGGAUACAGUGCAAGACAUAUGCAUGUGUGCUGGAAAGUCAUCUAAUGGGACUUACGAUUGACUUUAGUACGGGAUUUAUCUGCUUUGAUGCUGCAACAAAGGCUGUACUUUGGAGGUAUAAGUUUUCUCAGCUGAAAGGUUCUUCAGAUGAUGGCAAAAGCAAAAUCAAAUUUUUGUUUCAGAACCCAGAUACUAAACAGAUUGAAGCAAAGGAGCUGGAAUUUUCAAAUCUAUUUGCUGUUCUUCACUGCAUUCAUUCAUUCUUUGCUGCCAAGGUAGCUUGUUUGGACCCUCUCUUUUUAGGCAGUCAAGCUACUGCUUCUGCUACUGCCAGCUCUACUACUACAAGCAAAGCAAAGUAUAUGACUUGACAUACUUAGUUUUGCAUUGCCACUUACCAUGACUAUGUAAGCAGAAUAAAUCUAUUAAUCAUUUUAGACACUGAAAGAAACCAUGAUGUCACCAAGUCAACAGUGAAGUCAAAUUGAAAUUUCAGCAGAAAAAAAGAGUCAUUAGGGAUCUCCAAAACAUGUAUUUUUUGGAAGGCAUCUGUGAAUAAUCCUAAAUGAACAAAACAACCUCUUCUCACUCAGUUGAUUUGUACCAGUAUACUGCUUUUAUCAAAAAUGGAAAGAAAAGAAUGAUGUAAAGUAUGUAAAUAAUAUAAAAAAUCUUAAGCUACCUAUAAAUAAAAAUAGCAAUUAAAUGGUUAUUUCUGUAUUUUAGAUUAUUUUGUAUGACAAAUACAUAUUGGGCCAGAUCAUGAACUAAUGCCCUAUCAUUGUAUUAUGAGUAAAUAAAGGGGACAAAAAAAAUAUGGCAGCAAGGAGACUAGGAUGAAAAAAAUCUCAUCAAAGAAGAAAGCAGUUUAAUUUGCUGAUGUAGAUUUUUGUCUUGUAUUCUCAUUCCAUCAUUUGACACUGGCACUUCAAUUUUGUUUACUUUAUUGUAAAAUAUUCCUAAGAAUUGCCAAAGGAUAAUUACAUUGACCUAUGAGACACAAUGUGUGAAAUGGGCUAUUUCUCCCUUGGAUCAUGGAUACUAAAUGUUUUAUUAGCUUCCAGUGUCAAACACAUAUGCCAAAAUUUGUUAAUUUAAUUAUGAAUGAUGGAAACAUUUGUGAACCUCUUGUUCUUCCCUUCAUUUAAGGAGAUUUAUAUUUUACCUAAUGGUAUUUAUUAUGAAACUAAAGUUUCAUAAAUUUUAGGUGACCCCCAAAAACUUUUAUAGAGAAAAUUAUAUCAACAAAUUUGGUGUGAGAAACAAUUCUUUGUAAUCCUAACCCUACUAGUUAAUCGUGGACUGAAAUGUCCCUAGAAAGCAGUCUCAAAGCUAUUAUUUAUCGGUAAACGGCAUUUGUCCAUUUUGUAAUAUUUUUUGAGAAAAUAAGGUGAGAUCUGAAAAUAAAAUUUAAAAUUUGUAUCUUACCAUGUCAUAGAAAGUGAUUACAUAAUGCCAAACUACAUGGGUUAUUUAGGUAUCGUCUCUUAGGAAGAUAAAUGUGAAGAGGCUGGAAAUUUGAAAGCACCUUGUGCACACGAUUUAGAUCCAGAUAUUGCACAACUAUUUGUGUAACGUGGAAACGUUCUCUGUCCUUCACUGAAGCUGUCCUGAGGUCUGCUUUUAAACAAUCAGAUGCUUAUUAAAAAAGAAAAGAUUAUUUUUUAUUAACACACGUUUUCCCAACUGAAUCAAACAUUAGAUAUUUCUUGUGAAAAUGAUCCAGUAUCUAAUAAAGUGGUUUGAUUUUCUUUUUUUAAAAAGAAAAAAAAGUCACUCAAGAAGGAAACAAAAUUAUUUGUGGAAACAACGCAUGACCAUUAUAAGUUAAGAAAUUAACAUCAAACUAUUUCCAUAAUUAUUAUAAAUUAUUAAUUCACUUUACACCUGGUUAAUUAUUAAACACAUUAAUUUGAAAAGAAAGAGUGAAGACUCAUAAUUGUACUUGGGCAAGUGUUAAGUUGAAUCUAGGACAUCUUAUUAAAAGAACUAUGGCAAAUUGGAAACAAUACAGUUUUAAUCUAAUUUAUUCUGACCACAAAACUAAAUACAUAUCCAAAAUUAAGACAACACUGUGGGAUUUUUGCUAUGCAUUAGUUAAACACAAUAUUCUAAAAUUAGAAGCCCACCAAAAGUAGGCGUGGGUAGGCCACUUUUGAACUUAUGGAGAAAGAGUAGAUUUAAGUAUCUACUUUAAGAUUCUUAGCAGUAGUAGCCAGUUCAUUAUAGAAUCUCUGCUACUAACCAGAGUUGUAUCUCGUGUACCCUGCAUUGGGGUAACAUCGAUGUGUCCACAGUGCAAUAAUCUGGUCUACGGGCAACACUUUACAUAAGUGUAAUGUAAUCAUUAAAAAAUUAGUCAGAUUUUGUAAAAGCUCCAUUUAAAAAAUACAAAAGGCAAUAUAAUUAAAUAUCCCUUUUGUUAUAUUGUAAUCUUCUAUGUGCUCAUGUGUAUGAUAAAAGAAAAGGUGUACAAUGAGAUACAUAUGGGUAUAUAUCUCUUUGUACAACACGCACACAUAUACACAUAUAUAUACAUAUGUAUAUAUAUAAUAAAUGCUAAAAAAAUUAUAUUAGAAAAAUAUUUCAAAUACAUAUACUUAAUACUUUAAAUUUACAUUGUAAAUUGUAAUUGAAUCAAAAUUUAUGAUAAUAUCAUUAUUGUGUUUAUUUUUGAUACUAUUGAUAAAAAAACAACAGGCCUAACUUGCUACUUAACAUGAUUAGUGGAGCAGUCACCUAUUAGAAAAAUAUUAUUCUCAUUUUCAUCAGUUAGCCAUCAGUAUUUAACAUUUUCUUUUACAGUGCAAUGCUUAGCCAUUACCACUUGUUAUAACUUGGACUACUUGAAUGAGAAAGUUUAGAAAUGAACAAAAAUACUCAGAUAAAUCUCUAUUUCUCAUGUAAUUUACAUUUAGAUGCAUGAGAUUUAUUCAUCAAAUUCUACUUUGUACUAGAGCACAUUUUAAAAGCAGAACGCUUAAUUAUGUGUUAACCCCUCCAGUGCCUUGGUCUAUGUAUGUAUGUAUGUAUGUAUGUAUAUGUGUGUGUGUACACAUAUUAUAAUGUAUACAUACACACACUUUAAAAGCUUCAUUAUAGUGUACAUAGUGCAAGCUCAAAGGGAUUAUAUUAUAGGUACUUAGGUCAGAGAAGGGAGUUCAAACAUCAUUUGAAAUCUUUGCUAACUACUAUAAUAAUGUAUUUUGCCUGAUAAAGAAUAGCAAUUUAUUUAAGCUGAAGUCUAUUAAAGCAGUGGCAUUUUUAAUUUGUUAUAGUGCAACAAGAAUUUAUUUCAAAAAUACUUUAAUAGAUAAUGUAAGUGUAAUAGGCACCCCAACAUUUACCAUUCAACACUAUUUUAAAAGGAUAAUAAUCAGCUGGCCAUUUCUUGCCCAUUUUUUAGGCACAUCCCAAUUUAUAGUUUUAAAACUUUUGCUCACAAAACUGUCACUCAGCAAGAAAAAAAGGAAUUACUUGAAGAUAAAUGUCAAAUCCAUAUUACUUAUGUAAACAGAGACAUUUUCCUUUGAGUGCAUUAGUUUAUAGAUGAAUAUUUCUCUCAUUUACAAUGACAAAUCUUGUUCAUAAACUUUGUCUACAUUGAAUGCUGGAUUUCAGAAAAGCUUGAUUUAUUAUUUUGGAAGAGUAAUAAUCCUAAAAAUUAUUUAGAAUUACUGCUAGAAAUCAGCAGUAUGGAGAAGCUUUAAGAGCGCAAGGAAAUCUUAUACUUAACUUAUUAAGGUAAGUGUAGGUAUUUUGAGAUUAAUAACAAACAUUUUGCCACUCACUACUGCUAUACUCAUGAGCUUUCCUUAAGCAUUUGCUUUAUUCAGACCUCUAAAAUUCUUGUUUAUGAUUUAUUCUUAUUCCUUGAUACUUUAAAAUCAUAAUUCACUUAUUUGCAUAUUUAAAGUUGCUUUUCAAUA
Molecule: messenger RNA, 10865 nt
Organism: Equus caballus (horse)
Lineage: Eukaryota; Metazoa; Chordata; Mammalia; Perissodactyla; Equidae
Source: RefSeq, a predicted model, not a curated record